This is a messenger RNA of Serendipita indica DSM 11827, 2298 nucleotides long. NCBI's taxonomy places the organism in Eukaryota, Fungi, Basidiomycota, Agaricomycetes, Sebacinales, Serendipitaceae. The record is from the annotation of a GenBank genome assembly.
AUGCGCAGCUUUACCAAGUCGCGAACCCUAGACAUUGAUGAUACUCAACCGCCAAAUCGACUAUCUAUUAGUCGAGAGAUGGGUUCAAACAAGCUCGCGAUGAGGAUUUUUGCCCUUCUCCACUUUCAAAGAAAUGAGCUAGAGAUUCAACAUAUUGCUAGUACGAGGUGUCUCCUUGCAGACAUGACGGCGCUCUGGGCGAAGAUUAGUAAGAAAGACUUGCAACUUGAACGCAUGUGGGUCUAUUUCAUCAACAUGCUUAAAGAUGAGUAUACGAUGCGCUGGAACCGCGCACUUGCUCUGCGAGAAGAAUUUGAAUCUCUUCUCGAGAAAGCCACGGACCUCACCACCCCCGAAACGGUAGUCUUUGACGGCAGUCUUCAGAACGCAUAUUUGGAAGUUGAGAAAUCCUUCGAACUUGCUCAACCGGGUGUAACGAGACGACGGCAUAGCUGUUUGCGGGAUAUUAGGGACAAGAUUUCAACCUCUGUAGGAUCACGCCAGAAGGGACCCUCACAAAGCUAUAACUUGUUGGACACAAUUAAUCUGGCAUAUCGACAUAAUCUUUCAAAUUUGUAUUGUGUUAGACGCCUGUUUGUAGAAGAGGCGCGCAGUUCGAUUCCUAGUCUGAUCGAGGCACAACACGAUAUUUUCGUACUCCUUCAAGCAUCUACCCAACGCUUUAUCUGUUCUCAAGUCGAGCAGGCUGCGACUGCCUCCGUUCGCUGUUCUCGUUUCGAAACUUUGCUCCACGAACGCGUGUCUCCACUACGACUUUCCGCUAAUCUCAAUCACUCGUUCCAACUGGAAAUCGCGGAGACGCUAUAUUGCCCUCGACCCUACAUCGACCCAUCAAGCGGCGAGAGGAGAGAGAUGCUUUUCGGAAACAGCUUGGCGAACGAGAAUGAUUUAGAUCUCACUAUUCUUCACACGAUAGUGAAGGCUUCACGAGAGGGAGCUUCGUUUGCACAAAAAGAUACGAACCCAAAUAUCAAGGACCCUGUGCGUUUCCUCGAGUCCAAUUGGCUGACCAAUGCCAACGAUAAUGCUGCCUUGGUUCGACAAUUGUCAUACAAGACGCGUGACGCUCUCCUCGAGACGUACUUGAGGGGUCUACCCGAGCCACUUUUGCCUAUCACGGAACAGGACUUUGCAGCCUUUGGGCUCAGGCAUAGACGAUUAAAGACCAUUCUCUCCACGGUCGCUCGUAGCAACCUCUAUCUCCUUCGAGACCUGUGUGAAUACGUAGAGAGGCUUUCAGGUCACAACACAGGAGCUCGACGAAGAUAUGGAUUGCUCGUGCUGAGGCUCGGUAAUGGUGAAUUUAGAUGCGACAAUACUAUCGAGAUAAUGGUCGAAGAUCUUAUGGCUACGCCUCUUUUGGACGAUGCGAGAGACCAAAAUCGAGCAAGAGAUCACGAAGGCGAUGAAGGAGAGGGCGAGAGCGCCGUUAACAAGUGGCGCUUCGUUCCUUCGUGGGUCAAGCGAGACUUUGGCUAUGGAGUAUUGCUAGGUAUCCCAGUCAUCCUCUUCAUUCCUUCACUGGUCUUUUUUAUCAUGACCUUGAACCUACGAGCCAACCUACCGCCAUCUUCCUCAUUGGAGACCAUUACAAAUCUCACGCAUCAAGUCUCGAGACUCUCACGGUCGCUUUCUACAUGCACUGACAAUACAACACGGCUUGCUACGGAACUCCAGGACGAGAGAUCGAGGGUUGAUAUCUGUCGGGAAAGCGAAAAGCGGUUGGCGGAGCGCGUUGACCUUGUGGAAGGGAUGCUGGAUACGUGUCAGAAAGAUGCAUUGACGCUGAAGGGCAAGCUGAAUGAUGUUACCCAUGACCUGGGAACAUGCGUGGAUGAAAAGGAGGAACUCAAACGCCAAAUGGAGAGUGGAGUCUACGUGCAGUUCCUCGACAUGGUCAAGAAGAUGGGGACCGGAGGCGAUUCGUGGGUGUGCUCAGAUACGACAGAGCUAUGGUCGUACGGCUAUACACAUCAAGAGUCUCCGCAUCCGACGAUCAACAUACAGACCUGGACGUCAGAGCUGACAGACGCCCAACAUUCUACUUCACCCCUUGUCUUCCCGCCAGUAACAAAUAUACAACGCAGCGUCCCGAAUCGUCGGAUAUACACGGUUUCCUCGGGAAACCUCUCCGGUAAUAACGGCUGGUGGCGUAUCACCAAAUUACCAUCGUUCGCCGUGAAAGGUGGGACUAUCGAAUUCUUUGCGCAAGCUGCAAAAUGGUAUGGAAGCGCGGCCAAGUACCAAGUCACCGUCUUCUGGGUCGGAAGUCAAUAG